UGGGGUAGACUGCGCGGCGGCGGGAGGUGAGGAGCUGCCGGUGAGGAGCGGCGCCGCUGUGGAAUCCCGCCAUUUUUGAACUCUCGAGUUGAAGCGGAGCGACGGGCUCUCCCCUUUGGACCAUUCCCGUUACUGCGGUGCGAACGGCGGGAUUGGAUAGGCCUUGAUCGCCCGGCCCAUCUCCUACGGAGCCGGCCAACCGGCCGGCGCCCACAUAGGACCAUGGCGCCGCUGCUGGGCAGGAAGCCAUUCCCGCUGGCGAAGCCGCUUACCGACAUAACGUCAGAGGAGACAAUCUACGUGAUCGAGCACAGCGGCGAGGGAUUCCGGAGCAACGAAGAAUAUGAAAGUCGACUGUCUAGGUACGCAGAGCGAAUCUGGACGUGUAAAAGUACGGGCAGCAUUCAGCUCACUCACAAGGAGGCCUGGGAGGAGGAGCAGGAAGUAACUGAAUUGCUAAAGGAGGAGUAUCCAGUAUGGUUUGAAAAGCCUGUAUUGGAAAUGGUUCAUCAUAGUACCUUGUCCUUGGACAAACUAGUUGACAAAACUUGGAUGGAAAUCAUGACUAAGUUUGCUUUGGGAGAGCGGUGUGAAUUCCAGGUUGGGGAAAACAAAAUCCUUCCAGUGGUGGUGGUAAAAGUACAUCCUCUGGAAAUGAAGCAAGAGUUAUCUUCUGAGAAGAAAACUGAAGGAUCGUGCAAUUCACCUUCAAGUGACAAGGAGAACUCCAGUCAGGUGGCACAAGAUAAUAACCUUGGUCCAGAAGUCUGUAUCAAAGUGGAGAGCAAGAGAGAAGGCAACACCAGUGACAGAGCUCGUCGAUCACCACGCAAGUUACCCACAAGCCUCAAGAAAGAAGAGAAGAAAUGGGUUCACCCAAAAUUCCUACCCUACAAAUAUGAUGUAAAACUGCUGGAAGAGGAUAAAAUUAUAAGUAAUGUUCCAACUGAAAGUCUCAUCCGCUCGGAGCGGCCACCAAACAAAGAAAUCCUGCGCUAUUUCAUCAGGCAUAACUCGAUGCGAAUGGGGAUGGGUGAAAAUGCACCCUGGGUGGUGGAAGACAAACUUGUGGAGAAAUAUUCUUUGCCCAGUAAAUUCAGUGACUUCCUGCUGUCUCCAUACAAGUACAUGAUUCAUAACCCUGUUGUGAAUUUGGGGAAACGAAAAAAUUCUGGUUCAACGGAGGGAAAGCCAUCGAAAAAACCAAAAGGAAAUGGAGAUCCAAACAAAGAGACAAGCAAGAAACGGAAAGGUGGAAAUAAAGAUAAGAUCCCUCUUAAUCCACCCUUGAGUCCAACAUUAUGGGGACAUGUACAUGUCAAAAAGACCAUGAAUGGUACGGAAAUGGAGUAUAGUCCUAAAAGAUCUCCAGAACAAGAACUGGAAGAAGUCAUGAAGAUUGUAACUCCGACCAAACUGAACACCAAUUUCCACAUUCCCAAAAAGGGCUCAAAAGCUGUCCGGAAUUUUAAAAAGUUGCAAACUAAGGAUAAAAUGAACAAAAAAGAGAAAUCAAAGAAUAAGAAUAAGUUGCUUAAUGGGCAGAAAUCUCCAGGGAACAGCAAAUCUCCAAAAAAAGGUCUGAAAACUCCAAAGACAAAAAUGAAGCAGAUGACGCUGUUUGAAAUGACAAAAUCAAGUACUAACAAGUCAGGAAAGACACAAAAAGGUGUUGGGGGGGCAUCAAGAUCUGUGACGAAGCCUCAGAAAUAUUUGCCACCCUUAGCAUUACAAUUCCUUCGAUAUUUCAAAGAUAACAAAGGCAAAGAAGAGAAAAAGGGUGCCGUUUCUGCAUUUGUUACUCGGGUAGCCAAAGUGCUUUCUGCUGAAGAUCGUGCUCGCCUACCAGAUGAAGUAAGAGAUCUUGUGCAGAAACGUUAUGAGAUAUUGGAACAUAAGAGGAAAUGGGCAUUAAUGAGCCUGGAAGAGCGAGCAGAUUAUCACAAGAAAAAACGUGAAGAGCUGAGGAUAAGGCUGAAAGAAAAGGCUAAAGAACGGAGAGAGAAGGAAAUGCAAUUAAAAUUAGAGAAGCAGAAGAGGUUUGAAGAUCAGGCUCUUGCCGGAAAGAGUUUACCUCCACUAAAGCUAGUUGAUACACCAGAAGGCCUCCCCAACACACUUUUUGGUGAUGUUGCUAUGGUAGUUGAGUUUCUCAGCUGUUAUGCUGGUCUGUUGAUGCCAGAUGACCAAUAUCCAAUCACAGCAGUUUCCUUGAUGGAAGCACUCACCUCCGAAAAGGGAGGUUUCCUCUAUUUGAACAGAGUACUGCUAAUCCUCCUUCAAACUUUGCUACAGGAUGAAAUUGCGGAGGACUAUCGAGAACUAGGGAUGAAGCUAUCAGAAAUCCCCCUCACUUUGCACUCUGCUUCGGAGUUGGUUCGGCUGUGCAUGCGCAAAUCUGAUGUGCAGACUGAAAGUGAGAUGUCAGAAACGAAUGAGGAUUGUAAAGACUCUGUAGAGUUUGAAGACAAUGAAGUUGCAGAUGAAUUUCUAGAUAAGCUGGAAACUUCCGAGUUCUUCGAAUUGACCCCAGAAGAGAAAGUGAAGAUUCUAACAGCACUUUGCCAUCGGAUAUUGAUGACCUAUUCAGUUCAGGAUCACAUGGAGGACUUGCAGCAUAAAUCUGCAGAACUUUGGAAAGAGAGGCUGGCCAUGCAAAAAGAGGAAAAUGACCGGAAAAAGGCUGAAAAGCUGAAGAAGAAGCAAAUAGAGACAAAAAAGAGAGAGCCAGAAAAUAUCAAAAUGUGUGACAAGAAAAAAGAGAAGAAGGAAUUUGAUAAGAAACUGGAGGCUGACAAAGGUGGAAAUGAUCUAUUGGUAGAUGUCAAUGGCAGUGAAGACCUCAUUAGUGCCAUUAAAAGUAGACGGCAAAUGGCAAUGCAAGCAAAAAAGGAGAAAGAGGAACGGGAAAAGCAGGAGAAAGAGAGGAUGGAAAAAGAAGUGGAAGAAGAGAAGAUUCGCAAGCAAAAAGCAGCAGCUGAGAAGGCUUUCCAGGAGGGAAUUACAAAGUCCAAACUUGUCCUUCAUAGAUCACCAUUGGGCACAGACCGCAACCACAAUAGGUACUGGCUAUUUUCUGAUCUGGUACCUGGACUGUAUGUGGAGAAGGGAUGGGUCCAUGCUGGUAUCGAUUAUAGCUUUACCCUUCCAGAAGAAUAUACACAUCACGAAGAAGAUCCUGACUCUAAAAGCAAUGAUGGCGACAGCAUUGCUGAGAGCAACUUUAACGACAGUGGCCACCAGGGGUCCUCCUAUACAGCAGAAAUUUGCAUUGAAACCACUGUGCCUAAACAAGGACAGAAUCUAUGGUUUGUGUGUGACACCCAGAAGGAACUUGAUGAGCUCCUGAAUUGCUUCCAUCAGCAAGGAGUCAGAGAAAGUGCCCUGAAAGAGCGACUUCAGAAAAAAUACCAUGAUAUUCUUCAUUCACUCCACUAUGCCCGGAAACCAAACCUUGGUCUAAAGUCCUGUGACGGCCAUCAGGAACUCCUCAACUAUCUCCGAACAGACCUCAUUGAGGUGGCAACCCGACUGCAAAAGGGAGGGUUGGGAUACAUGGACAAAUGUGAUGAAUUUGAGGAGAGGGUGCGAUCGAUGGAUGAUCUGAAGGAUUUGGGAGAGUGCGUAAUCACACUUCAGGAGUGUAUAAUAAAGAAAUUUCUCCAAGGUUUCAUGGCUCCCAAGCAAAAAAAGAAAGCAGGCGAGGAAGUAAAAGUGGAGGAAGUGGAUGAGGAAAAGAAAAUGGCUGAAGAAGCUAAGGUUGCUUCUGCAUUGGAGCUAUGGAAAAGUGCUAUCCGAGAGGCUCAGACCUUCUCUCGCAUGCACGUGUUGCUGGGAAUGCUGGAUGCCUGUAUAAAAUGGGACAUGUCAACUGAAAAUGCUCGGUGUAAAGUAUGCCGCAAGAAGGGUGAAGAUGACAAGCUGAUUCUAUGUGAUGAAUGUAACAAGGCUUUCCACUUGUUCUGUCUGAGGCCAGCCCUUUAUGUAAUACCAGAUGGAGAAUGGCUCUGUCCGGCUUGUCAGCCAGCCACAGCCAGGCGUGGCACACGAGAUAGAAAUUAUGCUGAGGAGGAAGAUGAAGCUGAUGAGGAGGAGGAGGAAGAAGAAGAAGAGGAGGAGGAGGAGGAAGAAGAGGAGGAAGAGGAAGAUGACUAUGAGGAGCGAGAAGGGCCUAGACUCAGAUCGAGACUCAGGAAAGCUGCCAAAGGAAGAUCAGGGCCUCAGACCCGUCCUCAGAGACAGGCCAAACAGUCGGGGAAGAAACGGUCAUCACACGUUCAUGGCAGAAACACUCGACACAAGACGUCACCUGUCAAUGGAGUGGACAUUGAUGAGCUGGUGCAACAAAGAACAAAGUACAGAUCGAGAAGACUAAAUCUGGAGCUGACAAAGUGUGAAGAAAUCCUGAACAAGUUAGUCAGAUCCAGAUACAGCUGGCCCUUCAGAGAGCCUGUGACAACGGAAGAAGCAGAAGAUUAUUUUGAAGUUAUCUCCAAACCUAUGGAUUUGCAGACUAUGCAGAGCAAGUUUUCAUGCAGCAACUACAGAUCUGUGGAAGAAUUUCUUGAGGAUAUAAAGUUGGUGUUUAACAAUGCAGAAUUGUAUAAUCAGGAAGGAAGCCAGGUUCUCACCUGUGUUGAAAAAACAGAACGAUGCUUCAUUGAGAUAUUGCGGAAACACCUCCCCAACUACAACUACAGAAGAGGCAAACCACGAAAAGGCAUCCAAAAAAGGACAAGGUUGGUGCAGGUAGAGUUGGAGGAAGAGGAUGAGGAUGAGGAGGAGGAAGAGAUGGAGGAGGACGAGUACGUUGACAGUGAUGCAGAAUCAAGUGAACAUUCCAUCCCACCACGCAAACGUCGGAAGUGAAUUACAAAUAGCCAAGAUUUCUAAAUAAUGAUGGAUGUAGUAAUUAUUUUGGAAACUGCAAACAUGUUUGUACUUUAAAUGUUUACGUUGACUGAUUUAAAAUACUGGAUCAAAUACAUAACUUCAACCUGACUUGGACACUUUCAUAGGAAUAUAAAAAGGUUGAAACCAAAAGCUCUUAUAGAAUUUUGUAAUCUCUUGUGCAGUUGGGAGGAUUUGUGAGGCUGAGGGCUAGGAAGAUCCUUGUUUUAUUAAAAAUGGUUGUGAAAUUAAGUUCAUUGAUUGUAGCUCUGUAGUUCUCAUUACAUGAACACCAUACAGAACUUUUGCAUUAAUAUUUCUGUCCUUGUAUCAGCUUUCAGCGUAAAGUCUUUCAUAAUUAUUCAUCUUUGAAAUAGAGAUGUCAUUACUGGGAAUUAGACCUCAAAGUGGUCAGUCGUUGGUGCAUUCUAAAAAUAGUACAUUGCUGGAGAAAACUUGUACAGGAGUGGCAGCUCCAGCAGAUUGAAGGCCAAGGCUCAAUAACAGGCUGUGCCAGGUGCCACACACAAUUCAUCACCAGCAUCUGUUUUAUCCAGCUGCAUUUUAAGUUUGACCAUAUAUCAGAAUAGAGUACGUUGUAAAAGUAUUCAGCCCCCAACCCUUUGUUCACAUAAGUGAGUACAGUAUUGCAGCCAGGGAAUCAUAUGCUCCUUUUUCACAGUAAAACCCAAAAAUACAGGGACAGUUGUAAAGCGUGAAAAACUAAAAAUUCAAAUACUAACAUGUCAGCAGUUCAAAAGUAUUCAUCCCCCUUUGCUCAGUACUUAGUUGAACCAUCUCUCGCAGCUAUUAUAGCCAGUAGUCUUUUUGGAUAAGUCUCUUAGCUUUGCAGAAUGUGAUGGAGCAAGAUUUGCCCAAUCCUCCUUGUAAAAUUGCUCAAGGUGUGCCAGGUUAGUUUGGGAGCAGCGGUGGACAGCAAUCUUGAGGGCUUGCCAGAGAUAUUCAGUCGUGUUAAGGUCAGAACUCUGACUGGGUCACUCAAGAACAUCAAUCUGCUUCACUUCAAGGUACUCCAUGGUUGCUCUGGCCGUGUCCUUUGGGUCGUCCUGCUGAAAGACCAACUUUCUCCUCAGUUUAAGCUCUCUGGUAAUGGCUAUCAGGAUUUUAUUCCAGGAUCUCUGUAUUCAGCGGCAUUCAUCUUCCCAUGAAUCCUGACUAGAAUUCCAGUCCCUACUACUGAAAAUCAUCCCUAUAGUGUGAUGCUACCUCCACCAUACUUCACAGUAGGGAUGGUGUUACCUGGGUGAUGUACAGUAUUAGAUUUACGCCACGUGUACCAUUUAGUGUUGAAGCCAAAAAGUUCUUUUAGUUCCAUCCGACCACAAGACCUUCUUCCACAUCUUUACAAUAUCUUCUAAGUGACGAUUUGCAAAAUCUUUACAGGCAAAGAUGUGCUUUUUUUAUUUUAGCCAGAACUUCUUCCUUCCCUCAUAAAUACCCUUUUUGUGCAAGGCCUUAGAGUUUGUGGAAUCAUAAACUUCAUCUCCAGAUGCAACCACUGACUUCUGCAGCUCAGUCAGAGUGAUUGUUGGCAUCACAGUUGCCUCUCUUACAAGUGCCAUUCUUCAGUGAUUCAGCUCAGAGGGACAGCCUGACCUCGGCAGUGUGGCCGUCGUUUCAUAUAUUUUCCGUUUUUCUCAUAGAGCUCCAAGGUAUGUUUAGUGCCUUUGAGAUGGUCUUGCACCCUUCUCCAGAUUUGUGCUUGUCUAUUAUCUUUUCCCUGAAUUGUCUUGAAUGCUCUUUGGUCUUUUUGGUUUGGUUUGUUGAAAAUCUACCAUAUUGUUGACCUUGGGGAGAGAGGGGAUAUUUAUUCUUAAGAAUUUAUUGAAAACAGAUGAUCUUCCAACUUUCUGCAUAAAUUUGGGUAAGUUGGUUAGGUAAUACCUGUAUAUUUCACCUGAUACAAAGGGGAUGAAUACAGCCUUACAAUUUUUUUUUUAAUUUUUAGCAAAUUGGUGACAGGUUUCGCAGUUUUUCUUUUCAUUUGACAUGGUGCACAAUGUUUUGUAGAUUAGCUCAAAAAAUCCUUCAAUAUAUUUUUAAUAUAGAAAAUGGGACAGUAAAAUGGGGAAAUAGUUGUGGGGGCUGAAUACUUUUUCAAGGCACUCACUGUAAGUGUAAAAUAACCCUGCGUUGAUCACAGAACAGUAUUUUAAAUACAAAGCUGCUUUCUAUUCUAACAAAGUCCUACUACUUGAGUAGAAUCCGUGCCCCUAAAAAGACGUGUAAAACUUGAGCUUCUUCUGAACUUCCAACCUUCUUCUAUGUCAUUGGAUGACUGUGGCCUGGAAACAGCUAUUUGCUGAUGAGCAGGUGAUGAACACCCUAAACUGGUGAGAGAUGCUUAGUUUAUAGGCAUCUCCAUUUCAAAACUGGAGUGUGAUUAGUCCUCGCCAACAGAGAGAAUUGUCCGAUAUGUGAUGACAAUAUUUGUAUUUUGAUCAUCUACUCUGAAAUCUCUGGUCUAACCAAAGGGUGUUUUAAUACAUUGGGUGUCUAGUUACUGACAACUGGAGAUUAUGCUUUCAGUACACGCUGCAGAUGGUGCAAGCUAACAUCACACUGUGAUAGAACAAAAAUGUUCUAUGACAUCUAAUGCGUGUUGGUUGCCAACAAUGUUGCAUUUCACUUGUAGGGUUGUCUGGUCUUGUGAUUGCUGAUCAGAUGGUUCUCCUGUAAUGCAAUGGUAUUUUUGAAGAAUUGUAAAGUACUCCUUUUGUGUGGAGAUUUGUACAGUGCAUACAGAUGUGUAGACCUAACCAGCAGAUUAAGAUUCUUGUGGCACAACUUGAACUUGUUUCCAUCUGCCCCUUUACCGUAGUUUGUAUAAAUAACUGAUUAUUAUUUGAGUAUUUGUGAGCAUCAGGUUCUUCAUCUUCCUUUUUGCACCACCAGAUUUUUUCCCCUAGGAGGAAGCAAAGCACUGAUCUAAAUUUCUUUUUUAUGUUCGUUUCCCCGCUUCCCAUUUGGCGUUUCACACCUUUCCUUGUCACAGUUGUGUAGGUAAGUGAUGUAGAAUAAAACUGUGGAAUUUGCAUUGUAUAUUUUCCCAAGUGUCUGUGGUAGUUGUUUGAGGAGGGCUAUACUUGUAUGAAAAAAACAUUUUUGAAAUUUUAAAUAAAAGCAAUUAUGUUUAAAACUUUGCAAAAAUGUUCUUUGUGGAUAUAACUUCAGGAAGAGUAUUCACUUUGUUUCUUGUUCUAUGUUUUUAAUGGUUUGAAAUUAGAACUGUUUUCACUGGUUGGAAGGUGUGGAUUUUGUUUGGCUUUUCCAAAUGGUAAAUACAAAUUGGGUGAGUAAUUGACACUGAAAAGUGACCUCAUAUAUUCCUUGAAAAAUGCAAUUAAAUAGGUAAGGAAACUGGAAUCAGGAAAUAUUCAAAUAAGUAACUUGAAAGCAUAUGAAGAAAUGCUUUUCUAGAGAGUGAAUUGAAAAACAAGAUAUUGAUAAUCUUGUAUAGAAUGUUCAUUAAAGUGCAGAGAACAGCCUUGGUUUGCAGAUUAUUAAGGUAAUGUAAAGUCCUUGGGAAAGAUGCAUAAGGUUUACAGACAUUUUAGAUAAGGCAAAUUUGAUCUGUCAAGGCUCUACUGCGUUUUCUCUCAAAUAUUUAUUCAAUUCCCUUUUAUGGAGACAAUUUACACUACUUUAUGAAGUAUUGUAUUUUGAAUCCUAGCCACCAGUUGCAUGGAUUUUAGUAAUGUUUGUUUACCUAGUGCCAUAAAAGCAUUUUCUCUGGUCAUCAUGUCUUCUGCCAUUGGAAAGUUUUUAUUCAUCGUACUUAAUCCCUUCAGUGUUAACAAAUUCGAUCAAGGCAUUUCUAAGGAACUCAACUACAACUGCUUCUGUCUGUUCACGUAACUGUAGUCCCUCAUCCCUCGAUUGAUUCCUGUAAAUCUUUUUGUGUUUCUUUAAUCUCGUGUUCCUGGUGUGUGUACCCAGAAUUUGACACAAUACACUUGCUGAAGCAAAAACAGUUUUGUGUAGAGUUGGGUAUAAAUUUCCACUUGCUUUAUCCUGACCUGCGCUCUUCACAGAUUUCAAAGUUCGAAGUAAAUUUAUUAUUGAAAUGUGUAUGUUUGUGUCUGUGUAUGUGUAAAGUCAGUCCAUGGGUUUUGGGAGCAGUUCAGUGUUGGAGUGAGAGAAGUUAUUCUCCCUGGUUCAAGAGCCUGAUGAGUGAGGGAUAAUAGCUGUUCCUGAGUUUGAUGGUAUAAGUUCUAAAGCUCCUGUGCCACCUCCUUGAUGGUAGCAGCAACAAGGGAACGUGGCCUAGAUGAUGGAUUCUGUUUUUCCUGCCAUAGUGCUCCCAUGUAGAUGCGUUCAUUGGUGGGGAGGGCUUUACCCAUGAUGGAUGGGCUGUAUCCACUACUUUUUUUGGGCUUUUCCAUUCAAGGCAUUGGUGUUUCCAUUCCAGGCUGUGAUGCAGCCAGUCAAUAUACUCUUCACAAGUUUGUCAAAGUUUUAAAUGACAUGUCAAAUCUCCUCAAUGUUGCCGUGCUUUCUCCGUAAUAGAGCUUGCGUGCUGGACCCAGGGAAGAUCCUCUGAAAUGUUAAUGCUGCCAAAUUUAAAGUUGCUGGCCCUCUCCACCUCUGAUCCCCUGAUGAGGAUGGGCUCAUAGACCUCUGCUUUCCUUCUGUAGUCAAUAAUCAGCUCCUUGGUGUUGCUGGUGAGAGGUUUUGCAUAAUCCUCAUGGCUAGAGAUCUGUUUUUGAUCCUAUUCAAAAUUUUACCACUAGAUAUCAAUCAUCUCUCAUUCUUCCUGCAAAAAUAUUACCUUGCACAUUUUUAUCUUCAAUUUCAUUUGCCAUGUAUUUGCUGUUCCUUUA
Messenger RNA from Mobula hypostoma (lesser devil ray), 9734 nucleotides. It is a transcript of the gene baz1b, whose product is annotated as bromodomain adjacent to zinc finger domain, 1B. Gene Ontology annotation, molecular function: histone H2AXY142 kinase activity; histone binding. The coding region runs from base 223 to 4869 and encodes 1548 amino acids. Gene Ontology annotation, cellular component: WICH complex. The transcript has 18 exons. Gene Ontology annotation, biological process: chromatin remodeling; DNA damage response. The record is from RefSeq and is a predicted model, not a curated record. Lineage: Eukaryota; Metazoa; Chordata; Chondrichthyes; Myliobatiformes; Myliobatidae.